UAAUUCCGUGCUCUGUUUUCCUCUUCCCGCGAGCUGCCCCGGGACCAUCGCAGGAGCGGGAUCACAAUCUGUUGGAAAACGUCUCCGACUGUUGCCUCGCGUAGUCCGAUUCUACUCGCUUUUUCUCAACAUUAGUGUGUUUAUUUGUGGUACUUGGUCAUGUCCACUCUCGAAAUCGAAGCGCGUGAUGUCAUUAAGAUAGUGCUGCAGUUCUGUAAAGAGAACUCAUUGCAGCAGACUUUCCAGACACUACAAAAUGAGUGUCAGGUUUCUCUCAACACUGUGGACAGCCUUGAGACAUUCACGGCAGACAUAAAUAACGGCCGUUGGGAUGCCGUUUUGCCACAAGUGGCUCAGCUCAAACUUCCCCGCAAGAAAUUGGAGGACUUGUACGAGCAGAUUGUCCUGGAAAUGAUAGAGCUUCGUGAGUUGGAUACUGCCAGGGCCAUUUUGAGGCAAACGCAAGCUAUGGGAUUCAUGAAACAGGAACAGCCUGAGCGUUAUCUUAAGCUUGAGCACCUCCUUGUUCGAACCUACUUCGACCCCCGUGAGGCUUAUCAAGAAUCAUCCAAAGAGAAAAGACGUGCACAGAUUGCUCAAGCUCUAUCUGUCGAGGUCACUGUUGUACCUCCCUCUAGGCUGAUGGCUUUGAUUGGUCAGGCAUUAAAAUGGCAACAACAUCAAGGUCUACUGCCACCAGGUACACAAUUUGAUCUUUUCAAAGGUGCGGCAGCUGUGAAGGCUGACGAGGAAGAAAUUUACCCAACAGUCCUUGAUCACACAAUUAAGUUUGGAAAACAAAGUCAUCCAGAGUGUGCACGAUUCUCUCCCGAUGGGCAGUUUCUUGUUUCUUCCUCAGUGGAUGGCUUCAUCGAGGUUUGGGAUUAUUUGACUGGGAAGCUUAAGAAAGAUUUGCAGUACCAAGCAGCUGAUGCGUUUAUGAUGCACGACGAGGCAGUUUUAACUAUUGCCUUCAGCAAGGACUCUGAAAUGCUUGCUUCUGGAUCUCAGGACGGCAAAAUCAAGGUAUGGAGAAUACGCACUGGACAAUGUUUGCGGAGGUUUGAGCGAGCACAUGGUCAGGGCGUAACAAGUGUUUCAUUUUCAAGGGAUAGUACUCAAGUCCUGAGUUCAUCCUUCGAUGGCACGGCACGAUUACAUGGGUUGAAAUCUGGGAAGACCUUAAAAGAGUUUCGAGGCCAUACUUCAUAUGUUAAUGACUCUAUUUUUGCAAGUGAUGGUGCCCGAGUGAUUACAGCCUCGAGCGAUGGCUCUGUGAAAGUUUGGGACGUGAAAACCACAGAUUGUCUACACACUUUCAAACCACCGCCUCCAUUACGAGGUGGUGAUGCAACUGUCAAUUCCAUUCACAUUAUGCCUAAGAACCCGGAGCAUAUUGUCGUUUGCAAUAGAGCAUCUGCUGUCUAUGUCAUGACAUUACAGGGCCAGGUUGUGAAAAGUUUGUCUUCAGGAAAACGAGAAGGAGGUGACUUUGUAGGUGCUACUGUUUCACCCAAGGGGGAUUGGAUAUACUGUGUUGGUGAAGACCGAAAUAUCUACUGCUUUAGUCAUCAAUCAGGCAAGCUUGAACACUUGAUGACGGCUCACGACAAGGAUAUUAUUGGAGUGACGCACCAUCCUCAUCGUAAUUUGCUAGUGACAUUCAGUAACGAUAACACAAUGAAACUUUGGAAACCGUGAACUGAUUGGCUAUUUUUAUUCCAUACCAUCUGUCAAUCUCCUCCUGUCUUUUUAAUUUCUGUAUGGAUGAGCAGAUUAAUGGUGACCUCUGCUCACGAGCAUAUUCCUGCAAUACAAAGUGUACACCAUCUAGCCCAGUAGUAGUGAUGUCGAAAACUUACGCGCAAUAGAAAAUGCACUAACUCAAAGGAACUAAUCCCUCUUUUCAAAUAGUGGAAAUCUGGUUCCUCCAUUUCCCAGUGGUGUACACAGAAAGUGAUAAAUUUAUAAGCAGUGCUGGUAUUGUACACAGAA
This is a messenger RNA of Physcomitrium patens, 1995 nucleotides long. Its product is annotated as suppressor of mec-8 and unc-52 protein homolog 1. Gene Ontology annotation, molecular function: protein binding. NCBI's taxonomy places the organism in Eukaryota, Viridiplantae, Streptophyta, Bryopsida, Funariales, Funariaceae. Gene Ontology annotation, biological process: mRNA splicing, via spliceosome. The record is from RefSeq and is a predicted model, not a curated record.